GCUCUAUUAUUAGUAUAAUACUUGUAACUCUGUAGCAGACAACAGUUCGAUAAAAUUCUGUUAACAUAGAAUCUAAUCUUGUGGUUACAAGAUUGGAUUCUAUAAGUUUCAAAGAGAUUUAGUUUAUAUAUUUUAUAUAAUACAGUAAAUGUGUACGAAUGACCGGCAAUAAUUCAGUCACUGAAAUUAUCCAUGAAACUAGCUAGUAACUCCUAAAUGCGUGUAGAUUAAAGGGGAUUAUUUUACCUGGAUAUGAUUGUCUCUGAUGAGCCUAAGGUACCAAACAUGCCAGCAAUGUUGAUACCGGUUUUGUAGCUCCUCGAAAUUCAAACAGUACACAACACACGGAGCAACACUUCUCUGUCCAUUUUUCAGUUUUUGCGCUGUGGCGUUAGCGAGCGGGAAAAAAAAAACGGAAGUAGGGGCGGACUUGAACGAAGGCUAGAAGGCUGUCCAGUUUCACAGCCGCUCACUUGUGUCCUAACCGGCCAUCAAUGGAUCAUACGCAGCAUCCUUCCCCUGAAUUUGGACACAGCCUCUCUGUGGGUUUGUUCCUGUUUACCGUGACAGUCUCCUCCUGUGUAUCAUGUUCAGGUUUGUUAGCCUAGAUUAGUAUCAGCUGUGUUCCCACCCUGCCUGUUCCCUCAUUAUCACAUGUGCAUAUGUUAUCCCUCUGUGUUCUUUGUCACAUUCACCCUCCUUGUAGGUGAUAUUUCUGUCAGUCAGUCAGUAUUAUGUCCAUUUAUUGUUUAUUGGGUAUUUUGACUUUGUUGCUUGCCACCCUUUUUAAAGCUGUGAUUGUGAGUUCAGUUCUGUGAACUGAACUCACAAAAGUGGGGGAUGCAGGUUCCUUCUUUUAUAUCCCUCUUUUACAAAAUGCAAUACUGAACCCUCCUGGCACUAAUGUGCAGCUGAAGCUUUUCUGACACCAGGGGUGCCUGCAGCAAAUGCAGCAGCAUAUAUUCCUUUCACCAGGUUUCUUCGCGCACAGUUUCUCUUUUAUGCAAAAUGCAGCUGCAAACCUUUCUGACACUGGGUUGCAAUGGACAUUACAGGCAGAGGGUGUCCAGUUAAUCACUCCGCCGCCCUUCCUUUGCAAUAUUUAGCAGCAAACUUCUCUGGUACCAGGAUUCUCCAUCAUCUAUCCUUCCUCACAAAAUGCAGCAGUGCACAUUGUGGGCACUGUGUUGGAACACAAAAGGAGGAGAAGUUUUGGCUGUAGCUGUCUCAGCUUUCACAGUAGCUCAACAUUGAACUUUUAAUAUUUAAUAGAGUAACCUGAUUAUAAAUUCGAGUAGCAGAAACAAAGGCAGAACACAAAAGAAUAAAAAUAAAAAUGAUAAGCUACUUUGUUGGCUCCAGCAAACAUUCAUUAUGGUGUUUAUUUUUCAGAAACAUGGCUGACCAGACAUCGGUUAACAGAUUGACCGUGGAUGGCUGUCAUCCGGUCAACACAUCAGUCCACGCUUUCUUUAUCCUGAUCUACAGCCUCGUGUUUCUGGUGGGUUUACUCCUCAACAGCUUCACCAUGAAGUUUUACUUCUGUCGAACUCAUCAUCGGGUAUCCAGCAGCCUGACAGUCUACCUGAAGAACCUGACGGCUGCUGACUUCCUGCUCUGCCUCAGCCUGCCCAUCCGCAUCACCAACUACGCCAGCAGCUCCACCACCAUCCUCCAACUCCACUGCAGCAUUGGAAUCCCUGUGCUAUACUUUAACAUGUACACCAGCAUCCUGUUCAUGGGGUACAUUGCUGCUAACAGGUAUCUGAAGAUCAUCCAUCCAUCAGGAACUCACAUGUUGCAGACAGUACGAGCUGCAAAAAUCCUCUCCGGGAUCACCUGGGCUUGUCUCCUGGCCCCAACAAUCAGCUUCAUCAUCACAUUUUUCAUCACCCAAAAACCUCAGAUCUCUGACCUCAGACACUGUGACUCCGUCUUCAGUGCAUCUGCCAGCCUGCUCGGAAAGGGCAUCCACACCUGUUUGGGGAUCAUCUUCCUGGUGGUCCUAAUAUCCCUGGUCUUCUUCUAUUACAACACCUCCCACAGGGUGUUGCUGGCACAGCAGAGGCGAUUCUCCAGCUCCAACUCCAAGAAGCUUGUGAAGUCUCGCAAGAACAUGUUGCUGCUGGUGUGCGUCUUCUGUGUUUGCUUCAUCCCCUACCACCUGGUUCGCCUUCCCUACAUUUUUCUGUUGAAUAGCCACUCCCUGGUCUCUGUGGUUCUAUUCUAUCUGAAUGAAGUGACCAUCAUGAUAUCGGUUUUCAACGUGUGUCUGGAUCCUCUUAUCUACUGUUUUCUCUGUAAGGCUUUUCGGGCCCAGGUGAACUUGAGGAUGCCAUCCAGGUUUGCACAGAUCAACAUCCAACCAGUAAAUAAGGAGAGGAAGAGCAGCGAGGAGCAGCUGGACACGCUUACACCAGUGACAAUGAUUCAAACCAGUGAGCUGUAGAGAACAGGUGAUCUUUGUCUGAGAGUCAGAUAAGACGAGUGAACCAAGAAUCGGGUAGCUCAAGACAUCAUGAACAACAGGAGCUUCUGCUGUUAGGAAUAAAAUGAUUAAAUAAAGCUCUUUUUAUUAUCUUUAUAUACACAUUGCUGUGUGCUCAUUAAAGAGGCGGCACUCCAUGUAAUAAGGGUCAAACUGAUUCGGCGCUAUGACUGAAUUGAAUUAUUGUCAAUGACAUGUAGAGGAGAAGAAGGGAUUUUUGCAAACAUGCUUACACAUCAUAACUGGUUAAAGUCAGGGUGAUAUUUUUUCUGGGUCAAGUUCUGGUUCAUGUCUGACCGAGACGAGGUCAGAGAGAAGAUAUGCAAGAGAGGAGCACCAUGUUGCUUCCUAGAAGAAGACAGUCAUAAUAAUAGAUGUUUUUGUUUUAGUAUUGAAGUGUAUUGCCCGCCCUGAGGGUCAUCUUUGUGUGAAGCAGACUGCUGGUUUCACAUCGAGGUCUGUAACUUGUAAUUUCAACUGCUGAAGCAAAUUAAAUCUUUUAAAAAACA
Oreochromis aureus is the source of this 2997-nucleotide messenger RNA. RefSeq names its product P2Y purinoceptor 14-like. Gene Ontology annotation, molecular function: G protein-coupled purinergic nucleotide receptor activity. Gene Ontology annotation, cellular component: membrane. NCBI's taxonomy places the organism in Eukaryota, Metazoa, Chordata, Actinopteri, Cichliformes, Cichlidae. Gene Ontology annotation, biological process: G protein-coupled receptor signaling pathway. The coding region runs from base 1337 to 2449 and encodes 370 amino acids. The transcript is spliced from 3 exons. The record is from RefSeq and is a predicted model, not a curated record.